AUGUCGCACCGAGCCGACGGCUCUAACACGCUCGAUAAUCGUGGCUACACGGGCCCCCUCAUCCGCGGCCAAAACCCUGCUCUCCUCAUCGAAACCGCAACGCGCGACCGCAUCACUGACUCGCUGUAUUGGAAAGAGCAGUGCUUCGGCUUGAACGCCGCCACUCUUCUUGACCGCGCUGUCGAGCUCACAUACAUUGGCGGCACCUAUGGCGUCGGGAUGAAGCCGACUCCUUUCCUGUGCCUCGCCUUCAAACUUCUGACCAUCGUGCCCGAUCGCGACAUCGUGCUGGAAUACCUCAACAGAGGAGGGGACGAGUGGAAGUACCUGAGGGCACUGGCGGCGUUCUACGUGCGGCUGACGUUCGCGCCUACGGAAGUGUACAAAACGCUUGAACCAUUCCUGGAGGAUUCGAGGAAGCUGAGGCGCAGGCGCAAAGAGGCUUAUGUGCUCACAUACAUGGAUGAAUUUGUGGAUGAGCUGCUGACGAAGAAGAGAAGCAUGGGCACGGCGCUCUGGGAGUUGCCUUCACGGCAAGCGCUGGAGGAUCUGGAUCAGCUUGAGCCCAGGGAGAGCCCUUUGCAAGAGGAGCUGGAUAAGAUGGACGACGAGGAUGAAGAUGCAGUCAUGGGAGAAGCAAAUGGUGGUGACAGUAGCGCCAGCGAAGACGGCCGAAGCGUCAACGGCAGGAGCGCAAACAGUGAUCGAUCAAUGAGCGACUGA
Messenger RNA from Cyphellophora attinorum, 723 nucleotides. Its product is annotated as Pre-mRNA-splicing factor 38A. The record is from RefSeq and is a predicted model, not a curated record. Lineage: Eukaryota; Fungi; Ascomycota; Eurotiomycetes; Chaetothyriales; Cyphellophoraceae. The coding region runs from base 1 to 723 and encodes 240 amino acids. Gene Ontology annotation, cellular component: precatalytic spliceosome. The transcript has a single exon.